AUGAGUAGCACAGUUAAAGUCUACGGACCGGUUCCGCCACCAGUACAACUGAGACCACAACGACGACGACAACUACAACCACAACGACGACGACAACGACAACAACAACGACGACGACAACGACAACAACAACCACUACCACUACAGGCUGCAACACAUGUUAGUACUACUUAUUCUUGGAAUCAAACAGGCGUAGUUGUAGCCGACACUAAUUCUAAUCCAGUUUCGGAUCCAAGAUGUAUUUAUGUUGUAAGUGACGAUACAAUUUAUACUUGCGCUCACAGUCUUGGAUACGUUCAAAAAUGGGUCACAAAUACAACUAGUCGAACUGCAGUGACUACCAAUACUGGAGAUCACAUUGAUUAUAUUAGUUUUGACAAAGAUGGAUACAUGUAUACCAACGCCCAUGAUGCAAAUUUGGUGCGACGCUAUCCUCCCAAUUCUUCAACUGGUACUAUCGUUGCUGGAUCAGGCUCAUCUGUAAGUGGUAGUCUUAAUUAUCCAAAAGGUACUGCUGUAGACGAAAAUUUUACACUUUACAUUGCUGAUCGAGACAAUGAUCGAGUGGCAAAACUCGAACAAAAUGCAACUAGCGUUGUUACUGCGAUUAGUACCAGUGGCAUCAUUUCCAAACCAUCUGCACUUGUACUUUCAAUCUUCUCAUCAAAUCAAGUAUAUAUUAGCGAUGAAGAUGGCAAAGGUGUAUAUUUAUGGACAUUUGGUGCAUCAGCUCCGAGUGUAAAUCUGACUCAAGUCACUUGUAACGAUACUCUUGAUAAACCAAGAGGCAUCAAAUUGGAUACGAGUGGCAAUUUGUUCGUUGCUGAUCAUGACAAUAAACGAGUAGUCAUGUAUUGUGUCAACUCAACGAUGGGUACGGUCAUAUUAAGCCUUAGUGACGAACCAAGAGAUGUUGCUUUGGAUUCUGCUCAUAAUCUGUAUGUAAUCGUGGCUGGCGGCAAAGCAUACAAAUAUACAUUACUUUAA
Rotaria sordida is the source of this 987-nucleotide messenger RNA. Lineage: Eukaryota; Metazoa; Rotifera; Eurotatoria; Philodinida; Philodinidae. The record is from the annotation of a GenBank genome assembly.